Thelazia callipaeda (thelaziosis nematode) is the source of this 1146-nucleotide messenger RNA. The record is from the annotation of a GenBank genome assembly. Lineage: Eukaryota; Metazoa; Nematoda; Chromadorea; Rhabditida; Thelaziidae.
AUGGUUGAUGAUGAGAUCACCGCACUGGUAAUUGAUAAUGGAUCAGGAAUGUGCAAAGCAGGAUUCGCUGGCGAUGAUGCGCCUCGUGCUGUUUUCCCUUCCAUCGUUGGACGUCCACGUCACCAAGGUGUCAUGGUUGGCAUGGGUCAAAAAGAUUCUUAUGUUGGAGACGAAGCUCAAUCAAAACGUGGCAUACUAACACUAAAAUAUCCAAUCGAACAUGGAAUCGUUACUAAUUGGGAUGAUAUGGAAAAAAUUUGGCACCAUACAUUUUAUAAUGAGCUUCGUGUAGCACCUGAGGAACAUCCGGUACUUCUCACUGAAGCACCGCUAAAUCCCAAAAGUAAUCGUGAGAAAAUGACACAGAUUAUGUUUGAAACAUUUAACUCUCCGGCAAUGUAUGUAAACAUCCAAGCAGUAUUAUCGCUCUAUGCAUCUGGUCGUACGACUGGAAUUGUUUUGGAUACAGGAGAUGGUGUUACACAUACAGUACCAAUUUACGAAGGUGAUAUUGCAGCAAGAUAUGCGUUGCCCCAUGCUAUACAUCGUCUUGACCUGGCUGGUCGUGAUCUCACAGAUUAUUUGAUGAAAAUAUUGACCGAACGUGGGUAUACAUUCACAACAACAGCUGAAAGGGAAAUUGUUCGUGAUAUGAAGGAAAAAUUAUGCUACGUUGCCUUGGAUUUCGAUCAAGAAAUAACUACUGCAGCAACUUCAUCAGCGCUUGAGAAAAGUUACGAAUUGCCUGAUGGACAGGUUAUAACUAUUGGAAAUGAACGUUUUCGAUGUCCUGAAGUAUUGUUUCAACCAGCAUUUGUUGGUAGAGAAGAUCGUGGCAUCCAUGAGACAACAUAUUUUUCAAUAAUGAAGUGCGAUGUGGACAUUAGAAAAGAUCUUUAUGCAAAUAUCGUUCUAUCAGGAGGUUCCUCCAUGUUCCCUGGCAUAGCAGAUCGUAUGCAGAAAGAAAUUCAACUAAUGGCUCCAAGCACGAUGAAAAUCAAAAUCAUUGCACCACCCGAGAGAAAAUACUCCGUCUGGAUUGGUGGCUCCAUCUUAGCCUCGCUUUCUACGUUCCAGCAGAUGUGGAUAUCGAAACAGGAAUACGACGAAUUAGGUCCACCUAUUGUACACCGCAAAUGCUUCUAA